Pygocentrus nattereri (red-bellied piranha) is the source of this 1106-nucleotide messenger RNA. Its product is annotated as T-cell surface glycoprotein CD3 gamma chain. Lineage: Eukaryota; Metazoa; Chordata; Actinopteri; Characiformes; Serrasalmidae. Gene Ontology annotation, biological process: cell surface receptor signaling pathway; positive thymic T cell selection. Gene Ontology annotation, molecular function: transmembrane signaling receptor activity. The coding region runs from base 164 to 667 and encodes 167 amino acids. The transcript has 6 exons. The record is from RefSeq and is a predicted model, not a curated record. Gene Ontology annotation, cellular component: alpha-beta T cell receptor complex; external side of plasma membrane.
GUAGUCUCGUAUGAGAGAACAACACACAGAAAACAGAUACCCACACUUCCUCCCAACAACAGAAGCCACUGAGAGAGAACAAGAGAGACGCUCUGAAAGCCUCGCAGAGAAGCCAAGAGCUGGAGUUUGGGCUGUAAAGUAGAGAGAAAAGCAAGCGAGAGAAAUGAAGGGUCUAACUUUGCUCCUUUUUGCUGGCUUGAUGUUUAUUCAAAGAUCGACUGCUGCUGAUCUGUCGAUUAGUGCAACCACAAAUUCAGACUCUGCUGAAUUAAGAUGCAAUAAUGGCAAGUGGCAGAAAGAUAACCUGGAAAAGCCAUUUAACGUUCAGUACACUGAAGACCGAAAUGAAAUACAAACCUGCAUGGAGGAUGGUGAAGAACCUGAGAAAUUUACGCAGAUUUUAGUCAGAGUCAGAACCUGUAAAAACUGCAUUGAAAUGAAUAUUGCGGCCAUCGCCGCCAUCGCUACAGGCAACAUACUGGCAACCAUCCUCAUUGGAGUGGCUGUGUACUCCCUGACUGCCCAGCCUAAGGGCAAGAGCUUCUCCGGCAACAAAGCUUCAGAUAAAGAGCAUCUAAUACGGAAUGGAGAUGGAGACACGUAUCAGCCGUUGGCUCCGGGUCAAAAGUCUGAGUACCAGACUCUGGGAGGAGCCAGGAGGAAAUGAACUUCACCAGAACCUUGAUUGUCGCCGUCGUCGUCAUCAUCAUAAUCAUCGUAAUCCUCAUAAUCGCCGUCAUCAUGAAUUCCAAAUGAUAACGUCUUUAGAUUUUAAUUCUGAGUCUGCUGGUAACAUGAGUACAUCUUAUUACUAGUGAUACUGUUCAUUCAGUUUCUUCCUUUCUUGAUUUCUGUUUAUAUAAAUACUUCUAGUUCUUACUUUCUUUUUAUCUGAAAAAUAAUAUGUUAAUACUUGUUAAUAAUUUGCUGUUCUUGAAAUAUUUUCUCUGAGCAAUUUUCAAAAUUUCAUGCUUUCAGGUGUACUUCACACGUGCAGUAAUUUCAGUUACUUUUUGUCUGUUUGGCCAAUCAAUGCUUAAUAUAUAUUUUUUUACAAUUUGUAAAAAACAAACUACCUUAAUAAAUUCCUCCUAGUAAUCAUGUAA